AAGUUAUCGAGAUGUGGAUAUUUAUAACUCUCACCCUCACUCUGACGCUCCCGCUUCAAAAUCACCUGCUAUUUCCUGCUCUGAAGUCUGAAUUGAUCCGACUAAGCCCAGUCCCAACAUUUGCGUGCCAAGCACAAAGAUGAGCCCUUGCUGCGACCAGAGCACGGGGGAUCAGCACGCUAUAGCUAAUCCCGGAAUGGAGGAUCCUAAACUGAGGGGCAAGAGAAUGGAGGCAGAUGAGGGUUUGAAUACCGUCGAGUGCCUCAGAGGAAGAUUGCUCUCCGAGAGACAGGCUUCUAGGGCUGCAAAUGAGGAAGCAGAGUCUAUGGGCAACAAGCUGGUUGAGUUAGAAAGAAACUUCGAGAUGAGAUCGAUUUAAGAGAGAGAGCGGAGAGAAGGCUCAGAAAGCUGAAUAAAAAGCUUCAGUCCCUGAAGUUAUUCUCUACAUCAGAAGAAUCGGAGCAAUUAUCUUCCCUGGAGAAAUCUGCAAGCUUUUGCGGAUCUCCCGCAGGUAGCUUUGCUUCCAGAGAUUCAGAGGCGAGUGAAACUAAGAUUCUUACAACCAACCCAUCUUUGUCAGAAAUUGCAAUGCAGAGUGUUUCAGAACCCUCGGCUCCCAUGGAUAAAGGCCAUGAUUCUCAUGGUUCUGCUUCUGAUAAUUACACCCGUGAUUCAAAUUCAGAUUGUUCUUUCCUCGAAAAUUCAAAUUCUCUGGAUUUGAACAAUGAUGAUAGCAGUUCGACCUCUAGAUCAUCUUCAAAAGAUUUCAGUUCUCAAGAUUCGAAGAAUGAUGAAUGCAGGCAGUCUAGUUCAAGCUCAAAAUCCUCAGUGACAGAGUGCGAGGAUGAUGACAGAGAUUACAUCGACAACUCUCUGGCAUUAGUGCCAGUGAAUUUUCCAGUAACAACUAAAGAGGCAAGAGAAGUAAAGCCAGUUCAUGAAAGUGUAAUUGAAGCUCUAGAUGCAUUGAGGCACGCGAGGGAGAAACUUCUAUGCUCAAUGGGAACAAGGCAUAUGAUUCAAGUUGGCCCUACCUAAGCCAUCACGCUGAUAUAGUAAUUAUGCUAAGCCAUUUUUCUAGUCGUGUUGAUGUAUGAUUGGAAAUGAGAUUAGUUGGCUCUGAAACUGGAGGAAGAAAGAGUAGAGAUAAUAAGAUGACUAGCCUUAGCUGGAUGGUAAAGUUGUUUUUUUUUUUUAUUGGCGUGUCGCUUGUCAUAUAAACCAUGUGAUGUAGGGAUUUGCUGUCAGGCUGAGGUUUGAGCCAUGGGGUCCGAGCUCUCUUUUGGCCAUAUUCUUUUCUUGUGCUUUUCCCCAUUCACUUUUUCUUUUUUCUUUUUUUUUCCCUGACAGAAAGAGUUUGAGUUGUGGAAUAAGGUCCCUUGAUUCUUGUGACUUUUGCCACCAUUAGUCCAUUACACUUGGUGCUUAUAAGUACUCGGCCACAUGAUUUUUUUUAGUUUCAUGGCGAGUUUAAUUUGUACAAUGUAAUCUUACAAGUGUCAGGCAGGCCUGAUCUGGGGAAAUGCAUUUUUCUGCGCCUUUGGUUA
Prosopis cineraria is the source of this 1547-nucleotide messenger RNA. RefSeq lists its product as uncharacterized. The transcript has 6 exons. NCBI's taxonomy places the organism in Eukaryota, Viridiplantae, Streptophyta, Magnoliopsida, Fabales, Fabaceae. The coding region runs from base 589 to 1038 and encodes 149 amino acids. The record is from RefSeq and is a predicted model, not a curated record.